Molecule: messenger RNA, 4938 nt
Organism: Corythoichthys intestinalis (scribbled pipefish)
Lineage: Eukaryota; Metazoa; Chordata; Actinopteri; Syngnathiformes; Syngnathidae
Gene: arhgap46a
Product: Rho GTPase activating protein 46a
Exons: 10
Coding region: 158-3550 (1130 amino acids)
Biological process (GO): signal transduction
Cellular component (GO): cytoskeleton; cytoplasm
Molecular function (GO): GTPase activator activity; protein binding
Source: RefSeq, a predicted model, not a curated record
UCCUUUUUCGGAUUCCCCAGUGGAGGACUCCCCCCGCCUGACGCUACUCUCCACUCGGACCGCUUGGUGUGCUUCGUGUAACCACUUUCAUCUUCGGAACCCGAGCACAGACCUCAUUCUAACCUGCUUUUGCGUCCUCUUUUACAAUGUGAAGAAAAUGGCCGGGACUAGCUCUGAUUGGGUGGAGAUCCUGGAGCCACGCUCCCGUGAACGCAUGUAUGUGAACUUGACCACUGGUGAAUGCGGCUGGGAUCCUCCCCCAGGCGCUCCCGUUCGCCAGGCAGAUGGUAACCAGUGGUGGGAGCUCUUUGACCCCCAAAGUGGCCGCUUCUACUACUACAACUCUACGGGUCGCAGAACUGUCUGGCAUCGGCCACAAGGAGCAGAUAUAGUGCCCCUCUCCCAGCUUCAGGCUAUGAAGCGCUGUAGUGAGGCCAAGCGGGCGGCAGCGGGUGUGGAGAGCCACCAGCAAGGGACUACAGGGAGUCUCAGCAGUGUGGGGAGCCAGAGCCCGUGCAUCUCCUUGCCUGAGCAAGAUGGAGACUGUCCUGAGACGACUGAGGUAGCUACCAAACCGGAGCUGGACCCAGCAGUGGAUGUCAGAUCACAGGCAGACGGAUGCAGCAAUGAACUCAAAGAACCACAGAGGGAUGCCCCUCAAAGAUGGCAGCCUGCACCUGGUUCUAAGGCAGCAAUGUUGGUAAAGGUGAACAGCAUGAGUCGGAGCCAGCCUUGUCCAGCCCCACAGCAGCAACUCAUCCAGCACAGUGCACUCAACAAAGCCAACACCUUCACGCAACACCCGUCCAACAAUAAAGUCCAAGGAGGAUGCUUAGGCUCCACCCAGGGAUAUAAAACUGCCCCUUCUGGCAAAACAACAGCUGACCCGCGUCAGGCCCAUCACCUGAGAAAAGCUAGUAAUGGCAGCUUUUGUUUAGUGACAUCAGACAGUAGUCAACCCAGUCCACUUCUUCUUAGGUCUCAGACCAGCACACCACGCCCAAACUCCCCCCAGUAUGCUUGCAGUGCCCCAAUCUAUGAUGAGCCAGUUACAGACUGUCCCAUUUAUGAUGAACCCCCAAUAGACAUGGAGGUCGAAGGAGCACACUUUUUCAAUGGGCAACAACUGUCUCGUUUCACUCCCUCCCAUAGUCUCCAGAAACCAAAACUUCUCCAGCACCCUGGUCCAUCUCUUCCAAGUUCCAGACACAAGAGAAAUCCUUCUGCUUCUGAUUAUAGCCCAGCAGGUCUAGAGUGCAUCAAGCAUAUGAUCAAUGUAGACCCCAAGCAGCACCUAUCUGGCUCCCCUGUACCUACACGCACCCCCUCUCCUACAUCUCGGCAGGAUAUUGUCACAAUCCAGCCUAAUUCGCAGGCUCACUCUUUGCCGCAAGUUCAAAGCCAGCUGCGAGACAGAGAAACGGGGACCCCAGGCCCAAGUUCACUGGAUAAGAAGCAGAAUUGGAGAGCCCUGGAGGCCACAGUACAGCGUGCUAUCGAUACACGACACAGUAGGCAGAGCAGCCAAGUUUCACAAGACUUCCCCUCCUCGACACCUCAGGCAACCGCAAACUAUCAGGACUCUGGCUACUCCACUGGGCCCUCUCCGAGUCUGAGGAGAAAGAGUAGGAGAAGGAUGGGAGCCAAUGGAGGAGCAGGAGGUAGGCCUGGAUCAGUAGGGAGUAGUGGAGAGCUGUGUGCCCUCAAUGAGAGACUGAUGGCUGAGAUGAGGGAAGUUGUAAGUCGCUCAAACACCAUGAGGGAAAUGAGGGUGGGACCGGAACAGGAGGUAGGCGAGAGGGUGGUCGUAUCCCGGACACGCUCCCCCGUAGAGUCACUAAGAUGGUACGGAGGAGGAGCUGGGGUAUCCACCGGUAGAUACUCUUCCCGAGAGGACAUCAGUGGGGCUUCGCAUUCACUGAGUAAGACGGGAAAUGCUGCUCUGACCCCUCUUGAGAUACCAGGGAGACAGAAAAGGACAUAUGAAAAAGUUGAUACCUUGGAGAUGAGCAUCAAUAGCCAGGCCAGCCUAUCUUCACCUGAGACUCCCGGACCACCAUCCCAGGUGAGCACCCUUGAACUACAGGCUCAGCUGAAAGGCCGAAAGAAAGACAUGGUGGAUGGACGCAGUGCAUCCCUCGGCCCGCACCGGCCUACCAACCAUGACAACAGAGAGGGCUCUGAAGGGGCCAAAGGGGCGGAAUCGUCUUACCAGUUCUCCUACGCCACUUUACGGCAGCCACCGCCUUCAGACAUAGCCAUGGAGGACUGGGCCAGUAAGCACCUAAACAUGCACACACAAGGCCUAUUCCGGCGCCGCGUCUCCAUCGCCAACAUGUUGUCUUGGAACCGAGGCUCCAUUAAAAAGCCAAUGCUUGUCACAAGUAACCGUGCUGUCAGGAAGGAGGCUUGCGAGAUGUUCAAGCUGGUGCAGGCCUUCAUGGGAGACAGACCUUCGCGUCUGGAUCGCCGUCACUGUGCUCUACUCAUUGUCACCAAGUGCUGGGACAUGCAAGGCCUGCGGGAUGAGCUGUACGUGCAGCUAGUGAGGCAGACUACGGGAAAUGCAAGCCCCAGAAGCUUGGCUGCAGGUUGGGAACUGAUGGCAAUCAGCUUGGCCUUUUUUGCCCCAUCACCAAAGUUCCGCUGUUACCUGGAGGGCUAUAUCCAGAGACACACGGAGCCCACCAGCGACAAGAAAUGUGAGUCUCAGACUGAGCAACAGGUGACUCAGUUCAUAUUGGAACAGCAGGACCUGAAAUUAAAGAAGAACUCCAAGUCAAGGAAAAAGCGGAAACAAAAUACAGAUGAGGAAGAGGGCCUGCCUGUCAGCACAUAUGCCAAGUUCUGCCAUCGGAAGUUGCAAAAGGUGGCCAUCACAGGAGGGAAAAAGGGGCUACGUAAGCCCACCUUGGAAGAGGUCGAUCACAGUCGACGGGCCAUCAUCACUCCCUCCCUGUUUGGUAGCUCCUUGGAGGAAGUCAUGGAGCGACAGAGCGAGCUCUUUCCAGACAGGAAAUUACCCUGGGUGCAAGUUCAACUUUCCCAGUAUGUUCUGGCUCUGGGCGGGGCUCAGACAGAGGGCAUCUUCAGAGUGCCGGGAGACAUUGAUGAAGUCAAUGCAUUGAAGCUUCAAGUUGACCAGUGGCGGAUCCCUGAGAACUUGUCGGACCCAAAUGUUCCUGCCUCUCUGAUGAAACUCUGGUAUCGUGAGCUGGAGGAGCCACUUAUCCCGAUGAACUUCUAUAAACAGUGUGUCAACAACUGCGACGACCCAGUUGCAGCCAUCGCUGUGGUUCAGUCUUUGCCUGAUCUCAACAGGCUGGUGCUCUUCUACUUCAUCCACUUCUUGCAGGUGUUUGCUCAGCCAUCUAAUGUAGCCAUCACCAAGAUGGAUGUGAACAACCUGGCCAUGGUGAUGGCUCCAAACUGCCUCCGGUGCCAAUCAGACGACCCACGGAUUAUCUUUGAGAACACUCGUAAAGAGAUGUCCUUCCUGCGAAUGCUCAUAGUUCACCUGGACACUAGUUUCAUCGAAGGAGUGGUGUAGGCUCACAGAAUAUCUCUCUGCAGAACACACUGGAAACUCGUGGGAUUAAAUAUGACACCAAACUACAAACAAAUCACUACAGGGUUCAUUUGGUCAUACGUAUAAUUACUUAGUGAUAGAGGCAAGAAAUUCAUAACUGAGCCAUUUUUGGGUUAUCUUUAUUUAACCCAUGCAAGUCAUGAUUUAAGAGCUUUGUACGACUUGAGCUCAACAUAUUCAUAUUCGUGCAAAUAUUCACAAUAGUUUGUCUCAUGUUUAUACUCCCUCGUAUCAUUUAAGUGAUUGUCAGCAUGAGACACGCCAUUUGAACGGAAAAUACUAAGGAAUUAUAUAAUAUGCUUACAUUCGUCUUCUGAUCACUGGUCUUACUACAUUAUUUUGAGUAUAGUGUACAUUUCAGAGCGCAAACUAUUGUUAUAACUUGAGUUUUUCUGAUUUUCUUUUAAACACAUUUGGGAGUGCUUCAGUUUUCUGACCUUCAAUACUCAUUUGAUGGAGAAAAAGAUGUGCAUUUACAACACUUUGUGAAGUGGGAGAUUACUAUAUUAUAAUAAUAAUAAUCAUAAUCUAUAAUCAGUUGGACUACUGUUCUAUAUUCUUGUGAUGUGUGCCGCUCAGGUCUUAAUGAGAAGGGGGGGGUGGGGGGGGGUGAUGGGGUAACUGUACUGAAUAGUUUACCCACAGACUAAAUAUGCCAUCAUUGUCUCAAACCCCUUUACUGAGAAUAAACAGUUGUUCAACUGUCAAGCAUUACGAGAACGUAGAUUAAGUUUUAAGUCCUCUCUUUUGUAAUGUAUAUAUUGUGUGUAAAUACUAUUAACACUAUGGUGAAUUCAAAUCAUGAAGGAUAAGGACGGAAGUUGCUGCAAAGAGCAAAAGAAAAGAUUUUGUAAUUAUUGUUUUAGUUCUGCUGUAACCAUCUUCAUUUCCAACAUAGGACUGACUCAAACCACUCAACAUGUGUAUGUGUGUGUAUAAUGUACCUUUGUUUGACUAGAUAAAAGGUUUGUUCAGUUGGAUUGUUGUUUGACUUUGCCUCUUUUUUGUCGUUUUGGAUUGUGAUGAAAUGACCGAUUAACCUAUUCUUAAAGGAAUGACUACCUAGUAUAUAAUGAACAUGUAAAAGAUGGUAGCUCAAAGUAUUUAAGUACGUAGAUUUUGAAUUUCCCAGACCUCUAAUAAGAGAAAAUUAUGUUUAAACACAAAUGGUACCGCUUAAGGGUGAAGCCAUUUUGUGAUGUCAGUUAUACCCAUGCGGAUACAGACUGAUACUCGAGUCCAAUUGCAUGCGAUAAUUGGUGUUAAUGGCAUAAUAAAGAAGGGCGGGCGAAGCAUUGAUAAAAUGUCAGCCCCCAUGUUGGGUGACCACUUCCAGGAAAUAUUGGCUU